Molecule: messenger RNA, 867 nt
Organism: Cryptomeria japonica (Japanese cedar)
Lineage: Eukaryota; Viridiplantae; Streptophyta; Pinopsida; Cupressales; Cupressaceae
Product: protein ZINC INDUCED FACILITATOR 1-like
Exons: 8
Coding region: 1-867 (288 amino acids)
Source: RefSeq, a predicted model, not a curated record
AUGGAGGACUUCAAGAAUGAAGUGAAGAACAAAAUCCAGAAUGCAUUGGCUGGUUUGCAGAGGAACCCUAAAUCUGAGGAUGAGUAUGAAGAAGUCGGUGAAGAGCUUGAAGCAGAAGAGCCAGAAGGACUAGAAGAUGGAAGAGAGCAAAGAUUCCUGAUAGCAAUGGAGACAUUACAUAAACAUCCUCACAGGGAAGAGGAAAUUUGUGACGUCAAUGCAGCUGGCAUUGAUAUUGAGAAAGAGCCACGAGAUGAAAAUGCAUGCAUGAAAGAAUAUAAGAAAGGAAAGAUGAUAUUCUCUCUGUGGGCUGUAAGCCCAAAAAGACAAGGAGGAUUGGGUUUUACUACGAGUCAAGUUGGUGUGGUCCUUGCCAUCUCUGGUUUGGCACUAUUUGUAUUUCAAAUUACAACUUUCCCACCAUUGGCUAAGCUCUUUGGACCCAUCCAUGUCACUCGUACAUCAGCUAUAAUAUCUAUACCAUUACUGACAGCAUACCCAUUUAUAGCCCUGCUAAGAGAUCGAGCAUUAUGGAUUAUCAUUAACUGUGCAUCAUCACUAAAAUAUAUUUUUUGUACAGCUGUUCAUUUCUUUUUUAAUCUGAAACAAUGUAGUUCUUCACUUUUACAGACAAGAGAUCAAAGAGCAGCAGCAAAUGGGCUUCAGAUGAGUGCAAUGUCCCUUUUUAAGACAAUAGGACCAGCAGCAGCAGGCAUUCUUUUCUGUUGUUGCUGGAAUUUGAUUGUUUUCAAGAUAGCUCUGUUGCUUUUUUCAUGGGGACAAAAGAGACAAAAUACAGAUUUCCUUCCAGGUGCACAUUUGAAGUUUCUAUUGUUUUACUGGAAGAAGCUUGUUACUGCAUAUUAA